Amaranthus tricolor (Joseph's coat) is the source of this 1422-nucleotide messenger RNA. Its product is annotated as serine/threonine-protein phosphatase 7 long form homolog. The record is from RefSeq and is a predicted model, not a curated record. NCBI's taxonomy places the organism in Eukaryota, Viridiplantae, Streptophyta, Magnoliopsida, Caryophyllales, Amaranthaceae. The transcript is spliced from 3 exons. Bases 415 to 1392 code for a protein of 325 amino acids.
ACCUGAUCUACAAUAGUUAUGAUUUACAUUUUACUAUUGCGUACAUACAAGUAACUUAUUUAUAUUUCAAUACUCUUAGGUGUCUGAUGCGGAAACGCUGGGCACCAGGCAUCCAGAUUCUGUACCAUGGGUGAUCGAUGAUAGGAUCAUCCCAUACUUAGAGCUAACGAGGUUAUACGACUUUCACUUCGUAGCAUACGGCAGAGUUGACCGUGCCAUUAUCACGGCACUGGUCGAGAGAUGGCGUCAGGAGACGCAUACAUUUCAUCUCCCUCUAGGUGAGGCUACCAUCACAUUGCUUGAUGUAGCCUUACUAACGCGGCUUCCCAUAGAGGGACGUGCCGUUUGUGCAGGCGGACGCCAGCUAUCAGGCUGGCGUGACAUGGUGCAUCGCAUUUUGGGAGAACGCCCCAGAUGUGGGAGCAUAUUCUUAUCGGCCAACCUUAUAGAACCGUUGGUCGUGGUGAUACUGCUCCUCCACCACAACCAGCCCUAGAUGUUGCGUACGGUUCGAGGUGGAAUUUUGCCCGCCGGACGCGCAAGCACACCGGCAGCGGUCUAGGAUUCUACCGAGAUCAAUUAGACCUCCUACGACCCAACCAGUUUUUGUGGGACCCAUACCCAGCGGAAGCCUACGCAGCUGUACCCGAACACUCGAGGAUUCAUUCCGGGGCGUGGAGGGCUUCUGUGCCACUCAUAUGCUUCGACAUUGUCGAAGUACAUCUGCCAGAGCGCGUAAUGCGCCAAUAUGGGUUGGUACAGGGCAUUCCACCGCCUUGUGACACUGAACCCCAGCUGCACCUAAUUUCGCGAAGAAAUCAAGCCGGGGCAAACUGGAUGGAGAUCAACAGGCGCCACAUCGCUCGUCGGGAUCAUAGACUUGAGCUACUGGCACAAGGUGCGCCGAUCGAUGUUGUUGGCGCACCUACUACACCUGACUAUAUGCCGUGGUUCCUCUCCAUCACGCGCCGAUGGAUGACACCACGUGCCAUCUUGGAAACAGCACAUUACGCACCUGCUGCGCCUACGAUGACCCAAUUUACACAAGGUGCGGCAGACGUGAUGCGAUACAGCCAGGAGGAGCCGGUGAGGGAGAUUGCGCAUGGCAUGCUCUUCGGCUCGCAGUUCCAGCACUUCAUACCAGAAGUCGCUGCACAACACUCACCGACUACCUCCCAUACGCACAUGGCAUGCUCUCCUUCUUAUGACUACCAUUUGGAGGAGAUGGAUCAUUCAUAUCCCGUUGACGCUGCGGGGACCUCGCAGGCUGUGCCAUCACGGCCAUCACAGUACCAGUCCCCUCCACUGCCAGAGCGUCACGCGAACGCCUCUUUCUAUCGUAGGAGGCGAAGGAGACCAACUCAGUUGGAUAAGGUAGAUGAGGGUUCGUGAGCGUUAACGAUUAUCUUUUGUAUAUUUGGA